AUGUUAAUUAAAGGGAAAUUCAACUGUACAGAGCAGGCAGGUGGACCUGGAUGUCAGUGCCUGCUGGGAGCAAAGUGUUUAAAUGGGGGAACCUGUAUCAAAACUUCAGAUGGUUUCCAUUGUUCAUGCCCACCAGGGACUGCAGGUCCCCACUGUGACCCCUGGGACCCCUGUUCCCUCCCUGGUCCCCAUUGCUACUACGGAGGCACCUGUGUGGCUCAGCCUGAUGGAUUUUCUUGCCUCUGUCCCCCUGGUUAUGUUGGCGAGCGGUGCCAGGGGGUGGUGAAUGCCUGCUUCUCCCAACCUUGCCACCAACCUGGUGCCCAGGAAUGCCACUCUGACGAAAAUGGCUUCCAUUGUUUGUGUUCCUCGGGAUACACAGGUAAGGGAAGAAGAAGCAGAAGAGGGCAAAGUAACAGUUUAAGCUUGGCAAAUUUCCUUUUUUUGGGGGAGGACUACCAUUCCCAGGAUCCUGCAGAGGACAGCUGUAACGCACGCAUGAGUCAGCCCCACCUCAGCAUCUUCCAGGCAUAUAAACCAGAGUUCGUAUUCCAUGUCAUCACCUUCCAAAUUGGUGCCAGCGGCAGCACGAUUCCUGGGAACCCUCUGGAAUUCACCUGCCACUGUGCACAGGGUUAUGAUGGAGCCACCUGUGACCUGCCCCUGCCUCCUUGUGGGUCUCUCUAUUGCUACAACGGUGGCGUUUGUAUCGCCCACCCGUCUGGACUUCGAUGCCUCUGCCUGGGGGGGUUCUCUGGGCCAGAAUGCCGCCAGCCUCCAUGCUCCCCGGGUCUCUGCCCUCCAACCAACUUCACCCCAACUUUAAAAUGCCAGGAGGUGGCCGGAAAUGGGCGUUGUGACCGAGCCUGCAGCUCCCCUGAGACCAACUGGGAUGCGGGGGACUGUUCGUUGGGGUUACUCGACCCUUGGGAGGGCUGCCCGAAGAAGGAGAUGUGUCGGAUGGCUUUUCGGGAUGACCGCUGCCAGACGCAUUGCAACAACGAGGACUGCCUGUAUGAUGGGUUUGACUGCAUCCAGCAGAAGGAGUGCAAGUCUUCUUAUGCCAGAUAUUGCCGGGACCGCUUCUCUGAUGGACAUUGCGAUCAAGGGUGCAACACGGCCUCCUGCGGAUGGGAUGGGGGAGACUGCUUGCCUUAUCCUGCCCCAGCCAAGGCGCCGACCGUGGGCCUGGCUGUCCUGCUCGUCCGGGAGGACCUGCCCCAGUUCUUGCGCUCUCUCACUGUUGCCACGCGGGCUGUGCUGCGAGUUCAGCGGGAUGUCCAGAGCAAGGAGAGGAUCUACGCGUACACGGGGAAGGAAGAGCUCGGAAGCAGGAGCAACUGGACAGGGGCCCAGCGAACGACUUUGGCAGACACCAUUGGAUUUACCGUCUUCCUGACUGUGGACAGGAGCUCGUGCUUAAAGCUGUGCCCCACCUCCCCUAAAUCGGUCCAGUAUUUCUUGGGGGCCUUGUCCGCGAAAGGACUUCUUGAAUCCUCAGUCCCAUACAUGGUGGUCGCUGCCUGGCUAGAAUCAGUGGAAAAUGAUCCGGAGCCCUCGGUGUCCCCAUUCUCCGGACCUCUCCUUUACGGUGUGGUGGGUGGCGUGCUGGUGUUAGCGCUGAUCGUCUUUUUCGGAGUGUGGAGGGCUCGCCGGCCCCCGCAAAGGGAACACGGCUCACUCUGGUUUCCGCCUGGGUGUGCUCCACACCAGGGCAAGAAACGCCGCUGUCGGAGGGAACCGGUGGGGGAAGAUGCGAUUGGACUAAAGCCAAUGAAGCCGGGGACCGAGUUUGUGGAGGACCCCGAUAUGUGCUCCAGCCCUCACUUCGACGGACCUCUGAACACCAAAGAUAGGAAGGGUGAUCCAGAUUCUAUCUCGAUCCCAGAUCAAGACCAAGUGAAGCCAAAGAAGCAGUUCAUUAACACAACCCAAGAAAAAGGCACCAAGCCAAAGGCUGUCAAAACCCAAGUGCCAGUUUGUGGGCUGACCCCCUUGAUGCCUUUGGCCCCUUCUCCCGGGUUAGAGUUGGAAGGACCCUGGGCAGACAGACCAACGGACAGCCCUGGAGAGACUCCCCUCCACCUCGCCGCCCGAUACUCUCGUGCUGAUGCCGCCCGCCGACUCCUGGCAUCCGGAGCCGACGUCAAUGCCCUGGACCAGUGGGGACGGACCCCCUUGCACAGCGCCAUAGCAGCCGAUGCACUGGGCGUCUUCCAGAUCCUUCUCCGGCAAAGACAGACAGACCUGGAUGCCUCCGCCCAUGACGGAUCCACCCCACUGAUACUCGCCACCCGGCUCGGGGUUGAAAAUAUGGUGGAGGAGCUGGUGGCCAAUCAGGCAGAUGUCAGGGCCACAGACAAGAGAGGAAAGAGCGCCCUCCACUGGGCUGCAGCUGUCAACAACGUCUGUGCCGCCACCGUCCUGCUCAGAAGUGGAGCCGACAAAGACGCUCAGGAUAAUCGGGGACAGACCCCACUGUUCCUGGCUGCCCAGGAGGGAAGCUACAAAGCGGCCUGCCUUCUUCUCCAACACGGAGCCAAGCCAAAUAUCUGGGACCACGUAGGCCGUCUCCCAAAAGACGUGGCCAGAGAGCGCCUUCACCAUGACAUCCUAUCCCUCUUGGACGGCCCUGGGCCCUCCCAGCUCUCCCCACACAGGCCACGCCCACAGCCCCCUCGGGCAGCCAGCAAGGUGCACCGGUUACCAAGGCAACCGGGCAAGACGCCACGGCUACCUCCCGUGCCUGAGCGGGAGGGCUCUUUCAAGGACCUGCCCUGCCCCACGCCACCCCAGAGCCCAGCCGCCAAGGCUGCGGGACUGCCUGCAGAGUGACUCCACCCCUCUGAGCAAGGGUCGGAUGGAGGAGGGCCUCAGGAGUCAGUGAUGGCGGGCUGAGCCACGGUGUGGCGCUCCCCCGGUGAUGUCAUGGAGGCCCAGAACGAGGGUGUCAUGGGACAAAAUGCAGGGAACGCAGGCGGCUUGAUAUGAUGCGGUACCCAAGACCAAAUGCCACGGUCGAUGUGGAAGAACGAGUGUUACGUUCUUGGCGUGACAUCAGAAGACAUCUCAGAAUACGUUCGAUGUCACACAGGAUGAUGUCACACAGCAAGAAGACCACUUCAGUCAGAUGAGGACUGCCGUUUGAUGCCAACCCAAGGAAACUUUCACAAGACUGCAGGACCCAAAAUCAAUGGACUGGAGAAACCCCCCUGCUCCAUUUUUCUUGCUUGUUUUUCCCCAGGACACAUCUCUGUCAUCAUUUGUCACAUCUUCCUAGUGUCCCAGUGUCCGAUAGAAAAGAGAUUUUCUAAGGACCAGGUCUAAAUGCUGCCCUCCAGUGCAGUGUUUCCCAGGCUUGGGCUCCCCAGAUGUUCUUGGACUACAACUCCCAGAAGCCUUCACCACUAGCUGUGUUGCCCAGGAUUUCUGUAAGUUGCAGUUCAGGAACAUCUGAGGGAACCACUGCUCUAUCAGUUUAAAACUCUCUCCCAGAUAUCCUUGGCCACCCCGGCCAAUGGCCCUCCCGGGGGAAAAAAACAUAUUUACUGUAUGGGUGUUGGAGUCAAAAGCGUCUGGCAUUCCAGAGCACUCCCCUCCUUGCUUCCAUCCUGUUUUACCUUGCAAAAAAAGCAGCCAAUCUCUUAUUUGCCUGAAAAAGGCACCCUCUGCAGAUAGGCCUACAUGUGGCAAGCUAUUUUGCUCACUGGAGACAAACCUUCAUGUCUUCUCUCCUAAGGGCCUGUCCACAUUGGCAUAUAGAUAUGAUAUAUGGUUCCCUGAUAGCACAGUUUGGCAUAAGGAAAAAAAGCCAUUGUUCACUUGUAUUUGAACACCCUUCCCCUUUAAGAGCUGGCCCUCUAUCUUUCUGGCACAGAGCUAGGGCAUGCAGUCUUUUUGGCAUGAUUCACUGAGAUGCAAAAAAAAUGCUUUUUGUUUUGCCUUCACAGAUGGGUGCCAAGAGUUAAACCAGAUUGUAUUGGAGUUUAGGACCUUUUAAGCACUGGCUGGAUUGCACCAAAUUUUAGUGUGGACAGCCCUAGGUAAGAUCAGCAGGCUGAAAGGUGAGGUGCUGGGCCUAGCCUGGCUUGGCCUGUGGGGUUCUUCCCCAGUCCAUCUCCAGGAAGGGAGAACCUGUUCUUUUAACAGUCACCUGAUCUAAAGCAAUUUAGGAAGUAAGGAUUUUCCUGCCAAAGUGCUGGGGGAAAAUCGCUGGUGAAAAUUGGUGUGCCAGGCUCCUAUUAAAGGCAAACAACCAAUCAUAAUUCCCUGACACACUCCACAAUAUCAAGGAGUAGGUGAUGCCUUUAUUAGAUCACUAAAAACAUUCAUCAUACAGCCUGCUAGCUUUCAUGGAUCGAAGCUCCCUUCUUCAGGCGUGCACUCAUCUCUUGCAGUUAGUGCAGAGAACUUAAGAGUCCCAAAAGUUCAUGGCAGAUGGUUGUGCCAGGCUUGUUUCUUAGAGGGAAGUUAGGAAAGGCACAGGCUGCAUGGAAGGUGUGGUGUUCAAGUUACAACUGAGGAAGCUGUUGAGGGGCUAUCACACUGCAGCUCCUCAGGCAAAGGAGCCCAGGCUAUGCUUAUCCCUUCUUUUGAAACUAGACGUUUCUAUUCUGGACUGACACAAGUCUGGCACAUCAUCUUCAAUCAGGGGCAAAUCUACUAUGAAACUAAUGAAGCUUAAGCUUCUGAGCCUCUAAUCCUGGAGCAGCCCCAGAAGCAACGUUAGUCCACAUUUUUUAAAAAAACUUGUGGUGAUCUGUUAUGAAAUAACCCCAUUGAAGAAGAUAACAGUGGUUACCCAGACCUUGUUGCUGGUUGCAAAGGGUCCCCCCAUAACAGUUCAAGCUUCAGAGCCCCAAAAUUGGAGGUCCACCACUGUCUGCCAUGAACUUUGGGGGCUCUAAAUUCUCUGCAUUAAUGACAAGACACAGGUUCAUGCCUGAAGAAGUGGGCUUAGAUCUGUGAAAGCUGGGGUUUUUUUUUGUUUUUUUUUUUUGAGUGGUCUAAUAAAGAUAUCACCUAAGCUUGCACUGUAUUGUAAGGA
Messenger RNA from Pogona vitticeps (central bearded dragon), 5047 nucleotides. NCBI's taxonomy places the organism in Eukaryota, Metazoa, Chordata, Lepidosauria, Squamata, Agamidae. The record is from RefSeq and is a predicted model, not a curated record.